Molecule: messenger RNA, 1231 nt
Organism: Oldenlandia corymbosa var. corymbosa
Lineage: Eukaryota; Viridiplantae; Streptophyta; Magnoliopsida; Gentianales; Rubiaceae
Source: the annotation of a GenBank genome assembly
CAGGGGCAAUAGAACAAACAAAAUCUUCCAGAAUUUCCAACUAGGACGCCAUUCACCAGACAGCCCGGACUCCGGAGUUGUUGAUUUCUUCAAUCUUAAUUUGUUCGUACAAAAUCUCAAUUUCCCUUUCCACUCUGAUCGAAUUCAAAUUCAUUGCGUCUUUUUCUGCAUCCAAUUCAAGCGAUUUUUAGGUGCGAACGGUUGAAUAUUGUCGCUUGAAGAACAAUUUUGCGGGGAAGGAAAAAUGAGUCAGGUUUUCGAAGGAUACGAACGACAAUACUGCGAGCUUUCGGCGAAUUUGUCCAAAAAAUGCACUGCGGCGAGCAUGCUUGAUGGAGAACAGAGAAAACAAAAACUAUCUGAAGUUAAAUCCGGAUUGGAUGAUGCUGAUGCUUUGAUUCGUAAGAUGGACCUUGAGGCUCGAAGUUUGCCUCCAAGCUCUAAGUCCAUGCUUCUUACAAAGUUAAGAGAGUAUAAAACAGACCUGAAUAAUUUGAAGGCUGACGUUAAGAGAAUAUCUUCAGCUAAUUUAAAUCAAGCUGCACGAGACGACUUACUGGAAUCAGGAAUGGCCGAUGCAAUGACGGUGGCUGCUGACCAAAGAGGGAGGUUGAUGAUGUCAACUGAGAGACUAAACCAGUCUAGUGACAGGAUAAGGGAAAGUCGGAAAGUGAUGCUAGAAACUGAAGAUCUUGGAGUAUCAAUCCUUCAGGAUUUGCAUCAACAACGUCAAGCUCUCCUGCAUGCUCAUAACACGCUUCAUGGAGUGGAUGACAACAUCAGUAGGAGCAAGAAGAUACUGACCAAUAUGUCAAGAAGGAUGAGCAGGAACAAAUGGAUCAUUGGCUCCAUUAUUGCUGUCUUAGUUGUCGCAAUUAUUUUGAUUCUUUACUUUAAGCUCACUCAUUAGUUUUCUAUUGUUUGCUCUCGAUCCAUUGAUUUCUUCCUACUGUGUGGUGCAAGGCUUUUACCCAGAGAAAUCCGAGACAAGUUAUCUUAUGCUGGUUUGUUUAUUCCGGAAAGACCUCCCUUGGUUGUUUAUAUCUUGUAAUGGCAAAUGUGCCCAAUAUUCAAAUUUAUGUCAUUGAGAUUUGGUUUCUCUGUGGACGUAACCCUUUCUCUGUGCCGAUGUGUAUAAUUCUUGUUGCGAAGCCUUAUUACAUAUCCCAUUUUACGUUUAACAUUUGUUUCUUACGCAUGAUUCAUAUUAAUUAAUUUACUUUGCUCUUCU